Artibeus jamaicensis (Jamaican fruit-eating bat) is the source of this 1387-nucleotide messenger RNA. Its product is annotated as leukocyte immunoglobulin-like receptor subfamily A member 6. Gene Ontology annotation, biological process: cytokine-mediated signaling pathway. Bases 245 to 1129 code for a protein of 294 amino acids. The record is from RefSeq and is a predicted model, not a curated record. The transcript has 7 exons. Gene Ontology annotation, molecular function: inhibitory MHC class I receptor activity. NCBI's taxonomy places the organism in Eukaryota, Metazoa, Chordata, Mammalia, Chiroptera, Phyllostomidae.
CUCAUUAUGAGGUGAGUAGUUUUUUAAUGUUCCAAGGACUGAGUUGGGUUUGGCCAGAUAUCAGCUUUACUGGUUGCUGGGAGGAAACAUCUUUGCCUUAACCUUGUGGCUGUAAGUGUGGAGGCAGUGGGGAGUGGCAUGAGAAACAGACACACCUGUACAUUUCUCACCUGUUCUUCUAGGAGAUUUACCCCAACCUAAUAUCACAGCUCAUCCCAGAUCCAUAGUUCCUCGUGAUAAGCAUAUGACCAUCCAGUGCCAAGAGCCUGCAGAAGCUGAAGCAUACAAGAUAUUUAAAGAGGGAGGACUUGAGCCUCAGGAGGCUAAGACAUCCACUUUAGAUAUCAAAGAGAUGAAACCAGACCAAACAGGGUUGUACCACUGUUCCUACAGGAGUGGAGAACUCUGGUCCCCACGCAGUUCCCCCCUGACAGUGGUCUUGACAGGAGCUUAUGAGAAACCCUCACUCAGCAGCAUGAGUGGCACUGUGGUGGCUUCAGGAGACAAAGUGACAUUGAAGUGUUUCUUGAAAUUCAAGUUUGAUAGAUUUAUUCUCAUCAAAGAAGAUGAAUUUCACACCAUCCAGAAUCAAAGCGCCACAUGCCAGGACAGUCAGUGCCAGGCCAUCUUCAACAGGGGCCCUGUCAACGCCACACAGGCAGGGACCUACAGGUGCUAUGGUGCCUUCAACAAUGACCCCUAUGUGUGGUCUCACCCCAGUGACCCAUUAGAACUUGAGGUCAAAGAAUUACCUGAUGGUUCCACCAGACCCACAGACCUGGGACCUACACAGGAAUUUCCUGAUGUUUCCACCAGACCCAAAGACCUCAGACCUACACAGGGCCCGUCCCAAAACCUGCCUCUUGUGAUUGGCUUGCCAGUGGCCCUCCUGCUGUUCCUCCUCCUCCUCCUCCUCCUUUUCUUAUUCUUCCACCAUCGCAAAGCCAAAAACAAAGCCGCCAAGGCAGCGAGACAGCCAGUGGAAUCAAGGAAUAGACAGGCCCCUGAAGCUAGAGACCCACAGGACGUCACCUAUUUGCAAGUGGUCUUCAAUGGCCCCAACCAGGGGACCUUUUCAACACCCAGACAGACCCACACCAGCGAAUAUGCAACUGUUGUCCCACGAUGAGCUCUGCUCUGGGCAGGAAAACUUACAGCUGCCUGUCGGAAGGUUCCCUUCUCUGGAGUCACGGUUUCUACAUCUGAGGCCGCCCACCCGGCGGGGGGGGACCCACGGGACCCCCUGAAUCUGGAGACCUGAACACUUAUCAACCAGCCAUUUCCAGAAUCUCUACAAUUGCCCGGCAAUUCCCAGGAUCCCACAAAGUUACUGGAACAAUGAUAGAGUGAUUUUUGUAUGUUUUCAUUGAUUAAAAAAUAUAUAUAU